Messenger RNA from Adineta ricciae, 3924 nucleotides. NCBI's taxonomy places the organism in Eukaryota, Metazoa, Rotifera, Eurotatoria, Adinetida, Adinetidae. The record is from the annotation of a GenBank genome assembly.
AUGGCGACAAAUCUUCAAUCAGUAUUUGAUUAUUUAACCGAAAAAGGUUCUUUGGAAAUAAUAAAUCGCGAUCGUCUCGUCGAAAUCUGUUCGGCAUACAAUCAACUGAAGGCUGACCACACUUUUGCAAAUGACGAUGAUCUCGUUCAGAUGUUAAUCAAGGAAUUUUCCAUCGUUAACGAUACAGAAAACUUCGAUCGUUUAAAACAAUGCGUAACAAAUGUAAGUGUCGAUCUGGCAUAUCAAAUUGUUCAGAAAGAAUAUACACUUAAACUUAUAACACAAAAACGAUUGAAAGUAAGAAAUGCAAAAUCAUCAUCCAAUGUUCAUGUGGAAACAAACCCAACAACACAAACGAAUGUCGAGAUUAUGAAGCAAAUUAUUUGUCAAAUUCUAAUCAAACAAAAUCAUACCGAAGUUAUCAGUUUGAUCGAAAAUUUCUUUUUGUGUCAGUUGAGCAAACUUACACAAGGUUACAAAAGACGAACUACAAGUCCAUUAUCAGCCGACAAACUUUACAAUGGGCUUGUCUGUCCUGGUACAAUACUAUACGAAUUUAUUCGAUUUCAGUUAUCUAGUCGAGGUGGUGUUAUUGAUGUUGGACGCACUUUGACAAGAUUCCCGCUUGUUGAACCAUUACUAUUGGUAGAUCAGUUCGAUACGUGGAAUUUUGAUUAUUUACGUGGUUUGUUUGAAUUGAAUUUGUUACCUCCAAGCGGACCAUUCCCGAAAGCAUGGCAAAUUGAUGACAAUACUCAGUUUUUUUACCUUUUGGAGCUGCCUCAUGGAAAUAAUGGUACAAACUGUCAACGAGCAAGAAAUAACGAUCGACCAAGUACAGUUUCCUUGCAAAGAUUCGUUGAAGAUGUAUGCGACAAGGAAAACAAUGGAAUGGGGAAGAAAUGGCUCAACGCGUUAACUCAAGAUGAUAUAUUCACUUAUGAUCAUCUCGUCAAUCUGAAAUUUGAUGAAUGGAACCAAUUGAAGACAUUAUCUAUGAAUGGACGAAAGAUUCUCAAAUCAUACGUUGAUCGGGAGAAGCAAAUGGCCAAUGAUAUGAAAAACCAGACGAAGCCUGAUGAGACCAAUUCAAAUCAACAAUCUGAAUCAGAAUUAUAUGCGAAAAUCCAUCAAGUUCAAUUAUAUUUUCAUUAUACAUUAGCUGACAAAUUUCAUGUUGCUCAGAUUCCAAGACCAGCGAAAUUGAAUGCUGACUGUGUUCAUUUGUCGUUUGAAGAAAUGCGCAGAGACGGCUUUGAAGAUGACGGUCUUUUCGAUCAAAUGAAAAUGUUCUUUUUGCCACUAACAAUGGUCGAAAACGAUUUGGCUAUUGAUGAAACUCACCUACGUUCAUUGAACAGAGGACGUGAAACACAAAGAAACAAUUUACAAGAAAGAAGAGAACAGCUGAUCGGCAAACUGGCUGAAAAAGAGAGUCGAUAUUAUGAUCACGAUGAUUCACUGAAUAAACUACGAAAAGAGACAAACGACAAGCAAUCAGUGUCAGAUGAUGUUGCACAACGAGACUAUGAAAGUUUUUCAAUAUCAGAGUUGCUGGUUAUGCAUACAAACGGAAUGAAAUGUCUGGAAAACGAAAAACAUAGUUUACGAACUCAAAUCCAAGAAAUCGAUGAUCUUUUGAACAGUCUCGACCGAGUCUCAACAGAUUACAAUGUGAAUCAAAGCGGAAGAUCUGAUAAGGAUCUGAUCAAACCAAAUCGAGGUUUUAUUAUGUAUGGACCGCCAGGUACUGGUAAAUCUGAUAUCAUGAGUAAAUUAUCAGCACGUACGGGUAUUUGUAUGGUAGCACCACCACUAGCUGCAGGUGAACUCAAUCGAUCAUUAGUUGGUGAAUCGGAACGAAUCAUUAUCGAUAUUUGUAUGCGUUGUCAUCGCGUUCCGUAUCUGAUGUGUUGUGUAUCCAUCGAUGAAAUUGACUCGCUUGCACCAAAACGUACAGAUGAUAGUAAAGAUGGAAAUCUAGCAAAACUCAGUGUACUUUUGUCUGUUAUCGAUGGCAUUAAAGAUGUACCGAAUUUAAUGAUAUUUUGUGCGACAAAUCGUUUGCAUAUGAUGGAUGAAGCAUUUCUUCGUCGUAUGUCGGGAAAAUUCUUUGUUGGUCGACCAUCAUCUCAAGCCAGAAAGAACAUUCUAAGUGGUAUCAAACCUUGGCACAUGCCAACAACUCUACUCGAUAGUUUGACUAUGGUCACUACNGUACUUUUGUCUGUUAUCGAUGGCAUUAAAGAUGUACCGAAUUUAAUGAUAUUUUGUGCGACAAAUCGUUUGCAUAUGAUGGAUGAAGCAUUUCUUCGUCGUAUGUCGGGAAAAUUCUUUGUUGGUCGACCAUCAUCUCAAGCCAGAAAGAACAUUCUAAGUGGUAUCAAACCUUGGCACAUGCCAACAACUCUACUCGAUAGUUUGACUAUGGUCACUACAAACUUCAGUGGUGCUGCUCUCAGAGCUCUACGUCGUCUUAUAACGGUGUAUUGUGUUGAUAUGAAACGUAGAAAUCCUGCCUAUCUAUUAGAUUAUUCUACAAUGCUUCGCUUAACUGAUGUUACUGCUAGACAAUAUCGAAUUUUCCUUGGUGCAGAAACAUUACCAAACGUCAUCGCACGUAGCGUGGUGGAUAAUGAUACACCGAUCAAUAACCAACAAUUCAACGAUCUAACGUAUCGCAAUAAUUCGAUCUAUACAGGUCGAAUUCUGACCAAUUUAAAUACCGCUAACAUCGAUAUUGAAGCUGUUGAAACAAAUCCCAUCACAGGAGAAUCCAAAAAGAUUGUCUACCGAUAUGCAUUACUUGACUCUGAAACUAUCUUACAGGGAUUAUUGGAACGUUUAACAACCUAUGGGAAAUUACGUAACGUUCAACUUCUUCAACUCGUCGAUCUUAAUCUUCUAUCAGCCGAAAGUGCUCACGAUGAAAAACAGAAGUUUGAAACAUUGAAAGAACGUUUAGAUGAAUGUGGUGCUUAUCGUCGUUCGAUGAUUGUUUAUGAUUUAGAUUCAUUAGUUGGUAUUAAUCGAAGUGAAGGCAAUGCUUCAACUGGUCGAACAACAAAUUUUUCUUUGAUUAAUCAUAAUAUUUACACGCAUAUCAAAGACAAAUUUCAAAACACGUAUGUUCAACAUUCGACUAAUAAUUCCACUCAAGAUACCGAAGAGAAAUGGUCAGUUGUCUUCAUCUCGGAUGCAUUUUUACUUCGUCAAUUUUCCGAUGAUGUCAAGUUUACUCGGCCACAAAGUGAAAUUGAUGAAGAACAAGCUGAAGAAUGUCGAGCUAACCAGCAGAUUUUGUGUGUUCAAUGUGAUGAUUAUUACAUUGAACAAGACAAUCGAAUGGGAGCUUGUGCACAUCAUAACGGAUUCAUUUAUGAUGUUUAUUCGGUAGACUUGGCUAUAUGUAUUCGAAAACGUGUCAUUGAAAACCUAUUAGACGAAGAAUCGCGAUUCAAUGGUAGACUCAAUCGUAAUCCUCCAACACAGGAAGAAAAGGAAAAUUUUGAACGGCAAAAACAUCGAUUCAGAUAUAUCUGUUGCGAUCAAGUUCUUCAAAUUGGUGGUGCAAUGAGUGGAUGCAAACGAGGCAAGCAUAGUGAACGAAAUGUCACUCGUGAACAUUGGGAAACAACUUGUGAUAGAAAUCAAGAAUAUCGACGCANAGAAUCGCGAUUCAAUGGUAGACUCAAUCGUAAUCCUCCAACACAGGAAGAAAAGGAAAAUUUUGAACGGCAAAAACAUCGAUUCAGAUAUAUCUGUUGCGAUCAAGUUCUUCAAAUUGGUGGUGCAAUGAGUGGAUGCAAACGAGGCAAGCAUAGUGAACGAAAUGUCACUCGUGAACAUUGGGAAACAACUUGUGAUAGAAAUCAAGAAUAUCGACGCAAAAGAUUGGCACUGCUUGAAAAACGAGCUCAUUAA